Molecule: messenger RNA, 3412 nt
Organism: Pongo pygmaeus (Bornean orangutan)
Lineage: Eukaryota; Metazoa; Chordata; Mammalia; Primates; Hominidae
Gene: SEMA7A
Product: semaphorin 7A (JohnMiltonHagen blood group)
Exons: 14
Coding region: 85-2079 (664 amino acids)
Biological process (GO): positive regulation of cell migration; regulation of inflammatory response; negative chemotaxis
Cellular component (GO): plasma membrane; external side of plasma membrane
Molecular function (GO): integrin binding; semaphorin receptor binding; chemorepellent activity
Source: RefSeq, a predicted model, not a curated record
CCGCCUCCUGGCGCUAGGGUCUGCCUGCGGCCGGGCGCUGGCUCAGUCUCGGCUGAUUGCCGCUGUCGCUCCCGGGGCCACGGGAUGACGCCUCCUCCGCCCGGACGUGCCGCCCCCAGCGCACCGCGCUCCCGCGUCCCUGGCCCGCCGGCUCGGUUGGGGCUCCCGCUGCGGCUGCUGCUGCUGCUCUGGGCGGCCGCCGCCUCCGCCCAAGGCCACCUAAGGAGCGGACCCCGCAUCUUCGCCGUCUGGAAAGGCCAUGUAGGGCAGGACCGGGUGGACUUUGGCCAGACUGAGCCGCACACGGUGCUUUUCCAUGAGCCAGGCAGCUCCUCCGUGUGGGUGGGAGGACGCGGCAAGGUCUACCUCUUUGACUUCCCCGAGGGCAAGAACGCAUCUGUGCGCACGGUGAACAUCGGCUCCACAAAGGGGUCCUGUCUGGAUAAGCGGGACUGUGAGAACUACAUCACUCUCCUGGAGAGGCGGAGUGAGGGGCUGCUGGCCUGUGGCACCAACGCCCGGCACCCCAGCUGCUGGAACCUGGUGAAUGGCACUGUGGUGCCGCUUGGUGAGAUGAGAGGCUAUGCCCCCUUCAGCCCGGACGAGAACUCCCUGGUUCUGUUUGAAGGGGACGAGGUAUAUUCCACCAUCCGGAAGCAGGAAUACAAUGGGAAGAUCCCUCGGUUCCGCCGCAUCCGGGGCGAGAGUGAGCUGUACACCAGUGAUACUGUCAUGCAGAACCCACAGUUCAUCAAAGCCACCAUCGUGCACCAAGACCAGGCUUACGAUGACAAGAUCUACUACUUCUUCCGAGAGGACAAUCCUGACAAGAAUCCCGAGGCUCCUCUCAAUGUGUCCCGUGUGGCCCAGCUGUGCAGGGGGGACCAGGGUGGGGAAAGUUCACUGUCAGUCUCCAAGUGGAACACUUUUCUGAAAGCCAUGCUGGUAUGCAGUGACGCUGCCACCAACAAGAACUUCAACAGGCUGCAAGACGUCUUCCUGCUCCCUGACCCCAGCGGCCAGUGGAGGGACACCAGGGUCUAUGGUGUUUUCUCCAACCCCUGGAACUACUCAGCCGUCUGCGUGUAUUCCCUCGGUGACAUUGACAAGGUCUUCUGCACCUCCUCACUCAAGGGCUACCACUCAAGCCUUCCCAACCCACGGCCUGGCAAGUGCCUCCCAGACCAGCAGCCGAUACCCACAGAGACCUUCCAGGUGGCUGACCGUCACCCAGAGGUGGCGCAGAGGGUGGAGCCCAUGGGGCCUCUGAAGACGCCAUUGUUCCACUCUAAAUACCACUACCAGAAAGUGGCCGUCCACCGCAUGCAAGCCAGCCACGGGGAGACCUUUCAUGUGCUUUACCUAACUACAGACAGGGGCACUAUCCACAAGGUGGUGGAGCCUGGGGAGCAGGAGCACAGCUUUGUCUUCAACAUCAUGGAGAUCCAGCCCUUCCGCCGUGCGGCUGCCAUCCAAACCAUGUCGCUGGAUGCUGAGCGGAGGAAGCUGUAUGUGAGCUCCCAGUGGGAGGUGAGCCAGGUGCCCCUGGACCUGUGUGAGGUCUAUGGCGGGGGCUGCCACGGUUGCCUCAUGUCCCGAGACCCCUACUGCGGCUGGGACCAUGGCCGCUGCGUCUCCAUCUACAGCUCCGAACGGUCAGUGCUGCAAUCCAUUAAUCCAGCCGAGCCACACAAGGAGUGUCCCAACCCCAAACCAGACAAGGCCCCACUGCAGAAGGUUUCCCUGGCCCCAAACUCUCGCUACUACCUGAGCUGCCCCAUGGAAUCCCGCCACGCCACCUACUCAUGGCGCCACAAGGAGAACGUGGAGCAGAGCUGCGAACCUGGUCACCAGAGCCCCAACUGCAUCCUGUUCAUCGAGAACCUCACGGCGCAGCAGUACGGCCACUACUUCUGCGAGGCCCAGGAGGGCUCCUACUUCCGUGAGGCUCAGCACUGGCAGCUGCUGCCCGAGGACGGCAUCAUGGCUGAGCACCUGCUGGGCCAUGCCUGUGCCCUGGCCGCCUCCCUCUGGCUGGGGGUGCUGCCUACACUCACUCUUGUUUUGCUGGUCCACUAGGGCCUCCCGAGGCUGGGCAUGCCUCAGGCUUCUGCAGCCCAGGGCACUAGAACGUCUCACACUCAGAGCCGGCUGGCCCGGGAGCUCCUUGCCUGCCACUUCUUCCAGGGGACAGGAUAACCCAGUGGAGGAUGCCAGGCCUGGAGACGUCCAGCCGCGGGCGGCUGCUGGGCCCCAGGUGGUGCAUGGACGGUGAGGGGCUGAGAAUGAGGGCACCGACUGUGAAGCUGGGGCAUCGAUGACCCAAGACUUUAUCUUCUGGAAAAUAUUUUUCAGACUCCUCAAACUUGACUAAAUGCAGUGAUGCUCCCGGCCCACGAGCCCAUGGGUCGGGGAGUGGGUUUGGAUAGGAGAGCUGGGACCCCAUCUCUGGACCCUGGGGCUGAGGCCUGAGUCCUUGUGGACUCUUGGUACCCACAUUGCCUCCUUCCCCUCCCUGUCUCAUGGCUGGAUGGCUGGUGUUCCUGAAGACCCAGGGCUACCCUCUGUCCAGCCCUGUCCUCUGCAGCUCCCUCUCUGGUCCUGGGUCCCACAGGACAGCCGCCUUGCAUGUUUAUUGAAGGAUGUUUGCUUUCCGGACGGAAGGACGGAAAAAGCUCUAUUUUUAUGUUAGGCUUAUUUCAUGUAUAGCUACUUCCGACUGCAUCUGUAUGAAAAUACCAAAACUACAUGCGGGGGGUGGGAAAGGGAGGGGCUGGGAAGGGAUGGGUUGGGGAGGGGGGUGAUCCCAGUCUGAGGCUCCCGGGGAUGAGAUAAGAGUCUGGAGACGGGCAUGGGUUCUUGGAGAGUGGCAUGAGCUGGCUCUGCCCUGGGAGCCCGGUCUGAGGGGGACGUUGUUGGAGCCCCCGGUGUUGGGGGUGGUUAUGGGAGGGGGUGGGGUGAGGGAAACAAGGGAGAAUGAAGGAGAAAACUGAGCCCUAGUUUCACCGUGUUCAUUUAGAAGGACGAGCCGGGUCCUCAGGGGGAGGUUCCAGGACUCUGCCCUUGGCGUUGAGGGUUGGGGGGCGGGGGGCCUCCUCCCUUCCUCUCAGCCCCCUUCCCCAGGGGCUGUGCUUCCAUGCUCCUAGCCUCCCACCUUCGCUCAGGACAUGUUAUAACUUAGGCUAAACUGUGAAAAUUCCAGUGGGGAUGGCCUGGGCCGAGCUCUCCAGGCAGGCGGCCCUGCCCCCAGCCCUGUCCAUCCAUUUCAGGGGGGAGCUGGGUCCUUCUCCAGCUGUGUCUGGCCACCCAGGGCAGGGGCUGGGGCCAGCGGCCUUCCAGCUUUGGCCCCUGCACCUCUUCUCAAUGCACUUUAAUAAUGUAACAUAUUACUAAUAAACAAGCUAUUUAUUUA